Molecule: messenger RNA, 2546 nt
Organism: Coccidioides posadasii C735 delta SOWgp
Lineage: Eukaryota; Fungi; Ascomycota; Eurotiomycetes; Onygenales; Onygenaceae
Source: RefSeq, a predicted model, not a curated record
CGCGUUGAAAGGCCAGUCGGGCCGGUGGGGGGGCCGUGUUUUGUUCGAUUCUCGUGCAUGAUUCUCGCUGGCAAAUGCGAGCAGUUACGGGGUACGAAGGACGGAAUACACGUGCAUGUUGUCCGUUGCUGGCGAACAUCGAGUGCUCUGACCUUGGCUGCAUGAGUAAAUAACUAUGGAAUUCUAGGGGCUACGGUGCACCGCAUAUCGAAGACAUACCGAGUUAACGAGGCCACCCCGUACGAUCGUCACGAUGAGCAGCCAGGUAACUUGUCGAAGUACUCCGUACAUAGUUGCGAAACCGAGACAAUGAUUAAUGACACCGGGCUCCUUGACGUUGUCUUCACGUUCCUCAUCUGCCUGGACCACCACAAAGUGAGAACGUCUUAACGGCUUUCCCUGCCCUAUAUUCGCACCCGGACCGGUGGCUUGGUUGUCCUUGCACGUCACAAGAGGAGAAUAUUGCUUCCCAUCGGACAUACCUUUAACGGCCAGCGUGUUUAGCUCUUCAUUUCCGCCGCCUCUCCACAUCUGAAUAGGUUCGAAUUCUUAUGGGUGGAGCGGCUACAGGAAAAAGUUGACACAAUCGAUGUAUUUUUCAACAUUUUUCACCUUUUUUACAUCUUCAUGCUAGCUCGCUAAUUGUAACACUAGCACCCGCUCUGCUUCGCCAUGCGGGAGACGACAUUUUGGCUCUUUUGCACUUCUCCCAACCCUAGCCAUCAAACAAGAAACAAAGUUCAGUUAGCAGCGCUGAUGAAACAUGCUGACAUGGAUUUUGAUCUCAGUUCCUGACAUAAUAUUUUUCUUUCACCUUCAAGAUUCCUGUUUGGUGCAUAACUACCGACUAUAGCGCCUGUAAGAGCUAUUUGCCAGGUUGACCCUGGUUUACUUCCCACGUUAAUCCCAGCCUGACCGGUUUGACUCGAUCGAAGACACGACAGGCACCUGAUGUCCGAAAAAUGGCGGGAAUCUCAAAUAACUCUUAUCUCUUGUCCUUUUCAUAUCAGCCGCCCGACACCCCAGCGGAUCGAACCCACCUGUACACAAUUAAACAGUGGAGUGGAUCGAUGCUGAAUGUAUUCCCAUAAUCAGCUUAUUCGAUGUGUACAACCGAGAAGUGUCUUCGACUCGCAUUUCUAGGCUCGGCUCUCGCACAUGGAGCCACUCGAUUAGACCUCUCAUGAGGCUCGCGAAACUCGUCCUUUUGUAUAGCCGUCCGUCCUGAUACGGCCCGCCAUGAUGGUCGUCACUGGGCCUCCCCCAGACGGAGACGUCAAUAGAGGCAAUGCGAUCACGAUCAUAAUGUGGGUAGAAUUUAGCAUUGCGUUGGUGCUCAUCUUGUCGCGAAUAUUUAGCCGGGCAAGACUGAACAGAUCCUGGGGUUGGGACGAUACAUUCAUGUGUUUCGCUAUGGUUAAUGCGACGGCGCAAUCCGUUCUACUCACUCUCAGCGUCAGCCACGGCACCGGGCGACAUGAAUACUAUCUUAUUGAAUACGACAGGAUGCUCGCCAAUAAAUUCAACUGGAUAUCUCAAGGCUUACACGUAAUGUCGACAAAUUGGGGAAAGGUAUCCGUCGCAUUGUUCCUCCUCCGAAUGGUCGACAGAGCAAAAGAACAAAGGAAGGCUUUUUAUGGAGGAAUGGUUCUGCUCACUAUUGUUAACGUCCUCUGCAUAUACUCACUCUACAGGCAGUGUGAUCCCACUCCAUUACUCUGGGACUCUAGUGUCGAAGGAACAUGCUGGAAUCCUUCGAUUCAGCGGAGUUAUGCUAUUUUUCAAGGAUCAUUCUCAGCUUUUUCCGACCUUCUCCUUGCGAUCUAUCCAAUCUUUAUACUCUGGAAGUCGCGAACGGAAUUAAAAUUGAAAAUUGGGCUCGGUUGCGUUACAGCACUUGGGAUAGUUGCUAUGAUCGCUGCAAUCAUCAGAACGAUUUUCGUCUCCCUGAUAUCGAAACGAGAUGAUUAUACCUUCCACAGUAUCCCUCUGGCUCUAUGUAUCACCACAGAGCAAUAUUUAAUCAUAAUCGCCGCAUCUAUCCCCACGCUGGGACCUUUGGUCAAUGCCCUUCUCAAAAGAACAUCCUGUUCCUCCCCAAACCGUUGCAGUCAUCCGCUUUCUCGAAUAUCUGGUCGACCAAACCAUGAGCGGUCCCGUGGCGGCCGAAAUAGAAGUCGAAGCGGGAAAAUGAUUCUUACAUCCACAAAUGCUCAGGUUUACCCGCUCAGUGAAUACAAAGGAUGGAUAGGACCUAAUGGGAUUAAUGGCAGUGGGGGGAGUGACGAGGCUAUUCUCCCUAGCCAAAACAUAGAGCCAGGCUGCAUAAUGAAGACUAUGGAAAUCCGCGUGAGUUCUCGGGACGACGAUAGGUCAGAGAGCGAUAUCUCCCUGUCACCAGAAUCGUCGAACGAGGUAUGAAAGGAAAUACAUGAAGCAUUUAACGGUAUUUAGCGAGGGAUUAAUGGUUCAAUGGCGUAAAGGGCGAGGCUAUUGUCUCUAAGGAUGGUUGUUUUGUGGGAAUACCCAUGUGUAUGCCUAAAUUA